AUGGAUGUCGAUUCUGAGCCUCUAUCAUCAACGACCGGAAUGUCAAAUUUAGAUGAAGACUUAAUGGAAAGACUACGAUCAAUAACAACAAGUAAUCAUGAAGAUUUAAUUGCACAAUUUCGUUCAACUACAAAUGCGAUGCUAACCGAUGAAGGUUGUGCUUUUUUCCUCGAAAUGAGUAAUUGGAAUUUAAAUGAAGCUAUUCUUGCUUAUUACGAUGCUGAAAUGCCAACAGAUAAAAUACCACAAAUGCGUUUUGUCGGCGAUGUUACUGUCGGCGAAGGUGAAGCCAUUCCACCGAAUACAAAAUUUGUAAAAACUUGGCGAGUAGAAAAUUCUGGUAGUGAACCAUGGCCGAGUAAUUGUUCAUUACGUUUCGUUAAUGGUGAUCGACUACAGGAUCGAGAUGAAAUUUAUGUUGGCUCAUUAGCACCAGGCGAACAAACAAAUAUAUCUGUCGAUAUAACUAGUCCGGCUGUUUCGAAAAUAGUCAGAUCACAAUGGCGGCUAUUUACUCCAGCCGGUGUACCAUUUGGAGAUCCAAUUUGGCUUAUCGCUAGUGUUGAAGAAGGUGGACUAAUGGGUAUAACCCAACAACUUGAACAAUGCCAUUCACUUGGUGGCAUGAAUAUUAAUAACUAUCCACAACCUAUGACCAAUCAAAUGACUGGUUUACCACCAUCAAAUAAUUUACUUUAUCAAACAUCUUCUACCAAUCCAUUUCAGAAUACGAGAUGGCCUAUGCCAGAUGCCAAUAAUAUACCUGGUUCUACGAAUUACCCUAUUGUACCUGUUACAGAAUAUUCUCGAACGAGUAAUAUUAAUCAUCAAUCAUCGGAUCCAUCAGCAUCAUCAAAUGGAAUGGUAGAUGAUAAUUCUUUAGACACAUAUUAA
Rotaria socialis is the source of this 894-nucleotide messenger RNA. NCBI's taxonomy places the organism in Eukaryota, Metazoa, Rotifera, Eurotatoria, Philodinida, Philodinidae. The record is from the annotation of a GenBank genome assembly.